This is a messenger RNA of Venturia canescens, 2301 nucleotides long. RefSeq names its product FAST kinase domain-containing protein 5, mitochondrial. The record is from RefSeq and is a predicted model, not a curated record. The transcript is spliced from 7 exons. NCBI's taxonomy places the organism in Eukaryota, Metazoa, Arthropoda, Insecta, Hymenoptera, Ichneumonidae. Bases 101 to 2191 code for a protein of 696 amino acids.
AAUGGUUAAAGCCCAAUAGAGAAAUGAGUUAUUUUAAAAAAGAUUCAAUAAAAAGUAAUUAAGCUCCAAAUUUUGCAUUAUUGGCCCAAAGUGUCAAGUUAUGUGUGCAUCAAUAAUGUUAUCACGACGUCUUCAUAAACUGUUGAAAACUGUUGAACGCAGAGCAGUCGUUCGAAUGUUUAUCACCGGCGACAAUGUACAUCUUAACCUCUCAACGAACGGUAUCAAUGUGACCAGAAAUUUAUAUCAUUUAUCCAGAAAAAUAACUCCGUUGACGUUGAGAAGCAACACAUGGAGUACAGGAAAACAAAAUAAAAUAAUAACGAAAUCACUUCACUCAUUAGUUGAGGAAAAAAAAAUAAACGAUCACGUGUCUGAAAAUGGUCUCGCAUAUAAAAUCUUGAAGGGUUCUGAAAGAGUAUUUAAAACUUUUGGAAUUCCAUUCCAACUAACGAAUAGUUUAUCGGUUGACGAAAUUGAAAGAUUGUUGUGCGAAGAUUGGACGAAUUUCACUGCUGAUGAAGCUCUCAAAGCUUUCGAAAAACUGUCCUAUUCGGCCAAGAUCAAACAUGAAUGUUUCAAAGAAGAUAAACACAGCCCGAUUUUGAAAGCCUUAAACACUAAACUACCUGAACUCAAUGAUGAACAGCUGCAAACUGUAUUUGGUUGUUUAUCGCUGUGGGACAAAUUACCGGCAACUAAAUUCUCAGCUUAUGUGACAUUUUGUUCGCAUCUUAAUGAUGAAUGUCUUGCAAGAUUACCUCGCUGGAGUCAUGAAGAAGCACUUUCAAUGUGCGACUGUUGGUAUUCUAUCAAAUGGACAAAAAAAGCUUCUUUCAACCUGACCGUUUUGCGAAAGUUGGGUAAUAAACCCAGGCAGCUUAAUCCUACCAACUUUCUUCAUUACAUGUUUGUCGUUAACACUUGUCGCAAACCUCCGAUCAAUGUAUACGAAUUGGAAUAUCAUUUAAGUCACAUAUUGGACCAUUACAGUGCUAAUGAACUUGGCAUUAUUGCCAUGGCUUUCUUCAAAUGCCAAACUCCCAUUAGAGAUCAAAACAUUAUCAAUACUAUGCACCUUAAAAUAAUUGCAGACAUUGAUAAUAUUGAGGAUGUUGCUCUUAGCGCUAUCAUGAAAAUAACUAGAUACAGCACAGGUCUUCAAAAUUUAAACGUAUUUUCAGAUCUUCUUACAAUGCUGAUACCGAAAGUACCAAAAUUAUCAAUUCCUUGUUUGACUAACAUCAUACAUGCAACUGCCUAUGUUCAAAUUCACAAACCGGAAUUGAUGAAUGCUGUGAUAAAGAAAUUUGAGGAAAACAUCGAUGAAGCCAGAAUCAAAGAUCUCGAAAGAUUAACGUGGGCACUUGGAAUAUUUGCCUACGAGCGUGAUACCCCGAUAUAUAACAAGAUAAUUGAAAGUUUGCGAGAUCCGAAACGUGAAUUGGAGCUUACUCUAUACCCGAAAACGCUUCCAACGAUAUUGAGUCACUUUUCUUUCGCAAAUAUUUUUCCAAUCGAUUUGAUUAAAAGAGUAUUUGACCCGGAAUUUUUGAAGAGAGUGUACGGGAAUAAUGCUUUUAGAAUCGGCCGGGACUUUUUUUCGUUGGAAAUGAACAUCAAAAUUGACCUACCUGAAUAUGAUGGACCAUUUCUCAUGCCUACCCUUUUGGAAUUCCUAGCCAAAAGAUACGUAUUGGACAAGAUGAAUUCUAGUCCAAAAUCAACCUAUUCUGAUAAGUUUACCAGGGAAGUUGUGCAUAUGUGUAAGUUCGCUGUGAAAGCCGGCACUCCAAUUUCCAUCGAACAAGUAUUGCCCCAAUACGUUAAACCGGAUAUUAUCCUGUGCUUUGACGAAGCAAACAAUCCAGUAGAUCCGCAGCCUAUCCUGUCAAAAACUGAUCAAGGUUAUAUCAAAUACGUACCUGACGAAGGGAAACAUCUCAAGUGGAUUGCAGUAAAUCUCGCAACGCAGAACCAAAUAAUCAAGGGAGAUAAUAAGGUUGUUGGUCCUUUGAAUUGCAAAAUGAAACAACUGCAGAAAAUUGGUUAUACUACAAUCAUGAUAAAUAUCAACGACUGGCACGACCUCCUGACGCUGGAACAUAAAUCAGAAUAUAUAAGAGAAAAACUUUGUCACGUACUUGAUCUUGAAGCCUCCAAGCAACAGCAAAUCGAUUCGGUAUCAUAAAUUAUGUAUUAUAUUUUUCAAUAAUACAAUAAUUAUCUGCAUAUACUGUAUAAAAAUCGUAUUAAGUAACAUAGAGACAACAUCGCUAAUAAAAGUUUAUCACAAGGUCA